This is a messenger RNA of Planococcus citri (citrus mealybug), 1693 nucleotides long. RefSeq lists its product as uncharacterized. Lineage: Eukaryota; Metazoa; Arthropoda; Insecta; Hemiptera; Pseudococcidae. Gene Ontology annotation, cellular component: membrane. The transcript has 6 exons. Gene Ontology annotation, biological process: transmembrane transport. Gene Ontology annotation, molecular function: transmembrane transporter activity. The record is from RefSeq and is a predicted model, not a curated record. Bases 128 to 1447 code for a protein of 439 amino acids.
ACCAUGUUGUCGAGAUCAGACGUCUUUCCGUUACCAAGUUUUUUAACAGUAUUGUUGCAUGUUUUGCGAGUCCACACAUCGCGCGUUCGAUUAUAAUUUUUGUUGUCGUUUUUAAAAUUUAGUUACCAUGAUAGAAUUGGUGUUUUUCUUCCACCAUAUUUCGGAUAUCGUGCUUGAUCUGGUAAACUCUGAGCUAUACCUGCGCAAAGCCUGCAUUUCCGAAAAUACGACCGGAGUGCCCGGAAGGGCUUUCAUUUUUUGCUAUGGCAAGCAAGAAGGAUUUGUAUCAUUUGUCUGGCCAGUCACAGGUUCUAUUUAUCGUUGGGCUAUGCUAUUUUUGUGCGUAUUUUAUGUAUCAUUAGCCACAUCUUGGAGCGACACAUCCGGUCGGCGUCGAAGACCGCUCGUCUUCAUAGCGAUUUUCGGACAAAUCAUGCAGUCCAUUUGUGGCUUAAUGAAUUAUUUUUUAAAUUCGGGUUUCAUAGUGACAUUCAUUUGUAAUUCGAUUUUCGAGUUCAUCGGAGGAAUAAAUAUGAUGUUCGUAGUGGCACAGAUUUACAUCUGCGAAACUGUCGCUGUAGAAAAUCGUACCAUGAGGUUGGGGCUGUUAUGGGUGGUCAAACUUGUAUGCAAGCUAAUUUGCAUAUACGGAUACGGAAAUAUCAUACACAAUGUUGGAUCUCUCUACUCGUAUAUCUUAUGUCUUGUACUGUCAAUUAUUGCGGGGGUUCUAGCUGCCUUUCGAGUCUACGAUAAAUUUGUCGUUUCGGAGGAGAAACAGAGUUUUUCGCAAUUGUUCGAUGUAACCCGAAUUGUCCACAGUUUCAAAUUGGUGUUUAAGCAAAGCCUAGGAAAAAAACGACAGCUUGUUUUAUUGCUAUUGAUAGCGUACGUUUUGAUGUAUUGUGUUUACGAAGGCGAAAAUGGAACUACUUCUCUCAUUAAUUCCCUACUUGAAUCGCUCACGGGUACCACUCUACACAGGUCUUCUUUUGAAUUCGUUAAAGAUUUUGCAAUUAUUUUCAGCAUCCUGUUUUGCGGUGUUAUUCUGAGUAAAUUUUUGAAAGUCCCUGAUGUUUCGAUCGGAAUGUUUGCCGGCAUCUGUAAUCUCAUCGCAGUCAUUUCAUAUCUCUUUGUCGGUCAGACAUUGCAUCGUUAUAUUGAUAUGAUGUUGAAAGCUUUUCAUGGUGUGAUAUUACUCACCAGUGUUUCUUACUUGAGCAAAUUUUUCGACGGUAAAGAAUUUGGAAGGUUGUUUAGUGUGCUCAAUAUCUUCUUUUGCUUUGUUUUAAUCAACACAUGGGUGUAUGGAAUCCUUUUUGCAAAAACUAUCAACAGCUAUUCGCUAGCUGCAUACUUGGGUAGUAUUUUCUUAAAUAUUGCAGUUUUGGUGUUAUACUGCAUUUCGUUCUUUUAUUGGCGAUUGGUGAGUGAUCCUGAAUUGUGAUUGUGAAGAUUCUCAACUUGUGAACAUUUAUUUAUAUUUUGUACGUACUCUAAAAUACCUUUUUUCUUAUAUUCGCUGAAAAAUAAUAUUUUGCAUUUAUUUAGAUUAAAUGUUUGUUUAUUCAUAUGUACUUAUUUGUCUGCCUAAGAAUUUAGGUACCUAUAAGGUCAUACUUACCUAUUCUAUUGUUUUUACAAUUUUGUUUUUUACAAAUACCUAUAAAAUUUAUUGAUCUGGAUACCUAAA